UUCAAACACAACGCCGCCAAGUAACAGCCGCUAAUUUAAUCGAUAUUGCACUAAACCACAUUUUCCGCUAACGUUUUAUAGUAACGCAACGUAAAGUCCGCUCGAGCUGCCGAUAUCUUUCUCGUGUUUUUACAAGCUAGCGUGAGACGGAAGCAGGAAGCCACGCGGUGGACGUGUACUCCACGUUAGCAGUGAGCGGUUAUCACUUCGUGGGCCAUCGUUCAUCGCAGUGUUGGUCACUGGGUUUCUGAAUAACGUUAGUUUACUCUGCAGGGGAUCCGAGAAAACGCUCGUCUUUAUGAUCAUUAUCGUCGUCUGCGCCGCAUAAUGUGACGUUAAACGUCGCGUUGCGGCCUGUCGUCUGCUGUACUAAUGUCAUAUCAACCGGCUGAUCAGCUGACUGAGGAGCAGAUUGCCGAGUUCAAGGAGGCGUUCUCGCUGUUUGACAAGGAUGGUGACGGCACAAUCACUACCAAGGAGCUGGGGACUGUGAUGCGCUCCCUGGGACAGAACCCCACUGAGGCUGAGCUGCAGGACAUGAUCAAUGAGGUGGAUGCUGACGGCAAUGGCACCAUUGACUUCCCUGAGUUCCUGACUAUGAUGGCCAGGAAGAUGAAGGAUACAGACAGUGAGGAGGAGAUCAGAGAAGCCUUCAGAGUCUUUGACAAGGACGGUAACGGCUACAUCAGUGCAGCAGAGUUACGGCAUGUCAUGACCAACCUAGGGGAGAAGCUCACUGAUGAGGAGGUGGACGAGAUGAUCCGCGAGGCUGACAUUGAUGGCGAUGGUCAAGUCAACUAUGAGGAGUUUGUCCAGAUGAUGACUGCCAAGUGAACAGAACUCUGACAUUUCUCUCAACGUUGCUUGUUCUCCUGAGAUCACUGUUUUUAAGAACCACAAAAAAGAACAAUUAUCAGAUGCUAAACCAACUUCCCCCCCAAAUCACUGUAGAAUUAAACAAUUUGCGCUUAAGUACAUCCAAACACUUCUACGGUAUCUGUUUAGCAAACACCAGCAGAAUAAUCCCUAGAGAAGUUAAUGGACCAAGCUUUUAAGAGGGCCGAGGCCCUGUACUUCAGACAAGGUUUCUGCUGAGUCACCUAGCUCCUGAUUAAUUUAGAGGUAGGAGCAACACUGAGAAAGGCACAAGGAUUGGAGCCCAUGUCACAGUUGGUAUAGAGAAAUGGCUCUUUCGUUCUUUCCAAUAUUUAACAAAGAACUCUAGACACUGAAUUGAGUACUCUUCUUGCAUGCACCCUUUCUGUGGCGGCCUCUUGUCACAACAAGGAGGCUCUGAUCAGAAGUAGUGGUCAGACUGUGUACACACUGGAGGUAUAUACAUUACUAUAUAGCUAUAUAUCUGUAAAAUUUCUGUCACUUGGUUAUUGCAAGAGCAAAUAGUUGCGGUGUAGGGCGUUCGCUGGUGCUCGGUUGCAGUCCUAUACCUUGAAGAGUUCAGAGAAGAGCAAGAGGCUGAAAAGUGCUAACUGUGUUCUCCUCUUGGGGGUGAUAUGUCGUCUGGUUUUUUGAGUCGUGGGCUUUACAGCGUGCCUGCAGCACUGAUUGGAGACAUGAUGAUCUGAUAUUGCUUCAGGAGGAUUAUUGAGAAAACAACACCUGCAUUGCAUCGCAGUUAAUAUAUUUGUUCUGCAAUGUUCAGAUAUCCUGUUGAUACAAUAUUGAUGUAAUGCUUUAUAAAUGUGUUCUCAAAUAUUAAUGUAUUAAUGACAAACUUUUGGUCACAUAUAUAUAUAUAUAUAUAUAUAUAUAUAUAUAUAUAUAUAUAUAAUAUUGUAUCGUACAAUUGUUGUGGUAAAUGACCUGUGAUAUGUUUUCCCUUUGGUUUUGAAAUGUGCCAUAAUACUCUAAAACGCCUCAACCUUCUUGCAAGACUCGUAAUUCAUUAGAAUAUAAUUUAUCAACUUAAUAAAAUAGCUUAUACAAGUACAUGCAGUUGAACAUAGUUGCACUUUGGUAUAAACCAUGUGGAUAUUAAAAAGGUUUUGUUGUAGAAAAAGAAACCAAAUGUCACUGUUGCUAUAACAACUCGUAUGUUACACUCACUUCUUGUCCGUGUCGGUGUCUGAUCCAGUGACUCAAUCUGCUUGCUGUUCUACUGAACAAAAUACAUAUACUGUAUAUUCACAAAAACUGUUUGGUGGGCGUGAUGUGUUUUUAAUUUGGGCUGUUCGAGUGGGACUUUAAGAUGGGGAUGAAAUGGUGUAGCAAAGAAUUCAGCUUCAGAAGUGAGAUUGCUUAGGUUUUUGAACAGUUGGCUAAAUUUAAGAAGCUGGUUAGCUGAGGUAUCUUUUGAUAUCCCCAGAGCAUGAAACUUAAAUACUGCUCGGCUUGAGGCGUUUAAAUUGGUUAACCUUUGAUCCGGAUGUCGGGAAGUGAAUUGACUUAACUUCUGAAGGUAUCUCAAAAAUGUAAAGAUGUGAUAUAUUUUACAUAAAUCAAUAAACUGAGCUUUACUUCACCUGCA
Molecule: messenger RNA, 2485 nt
Organism: Cyclopterus lumpus (lumpfish)
Lineage: Eukaryota; Metazoa; Chordata; Actinopteri; Perciformes; Cyclopteridae
Gene: calm3a
Product: calmodulin 3a (phosphorylase kinase, delta)
Exons: 6
Coding region: 373-834 (153 amino acids)
Molecular function (GO): calcium ion binding
Source: RefSeq, a predicted model, not a curated record